UCAGUUAAUUGUCAAUAAUGUCUAUAUUAGUUAUUGGAUGAUUGCAUUAAACAAUAUAUAGAAUUAUGCCGCAAUUAGUUUAUUACGAUGAAGUAGAAAUCGAAGAUUUCGAGUACGACGAAGACGAGGAGGUAUAUUAUUAUCCUUGUCCGUGCGGUGAUCAGUUUCAAAUAUCUCUCACCGAUCUGGUCGCCGGCGAAGUAGAGGUUACGUGUCCUUCCUGCUCCCUCGUGAUCAAAGUGAUUUACGAUAAGGAACUCUUUCGCGCUAAGCAAGAAGAGCUCGAAAAGAAAAGUGCUAAAAAAGAAUUAGCAAUUCAAAAAGUUUGAGG
Solenopsis invicta (red fire ant) is the source of this 331-nucleotide messenger RNA. RefSeq names its product DPH3 homolog (gene Dph3). The record is from RefSeq and is a predicted model, not a curated record. NCBI's taxonomy places the organism in Eukaryota, Metazoa, Arthropoda, Insecta, Hymenoptera, Formicidae. Gene Ontology annotation, biological process: protein histidyl modification to diphthamide. Gene Ontology annotation, molecular function: metal ion binding. Bases 66 to 329 code for a protein of 87 amino acids. The transcript has a single exon.